AGGAUUGGAUGAGCGGGCGGGCCCGGGCAUUCUGGGUGUUUAUACACCGGCCCGCCGCUGCCUGUACGUCGUGAUGCGGGGCUAAGCUUCUCCCGGAAGCUGCCGGGCGGGAGCGGGAGGCGCGGCCCACGUGACCCGGAAGUUGACGGCUCGCUCCGCAAGGUGGUGACCAAAGACCAUGGCUACAGGAGUAGACCAACUAGUCGGGAUGGGACUAGUGGGCUUCAGUUUGCUACUUUUCUCGUACUACACUAUAUGGGUCAUUGUGUUGCCAUUUGUGGAUGGUAGACAUAUUCUUCACAGCUAUUUCUUGCCACGUGAAUAUGCCGUGAUCUUGCCCGCUGUUGCUGGUCUGCUCCUGGUUUUAUUAGUGGGAACAUUUAUUGCCAUAGUUAUGUGGAAAAACAGAAAGCCUACAAAGAAAACAGAUUAAACAGGACUCAAAUAAGAACUGCAAGAUUACUUCAUUGUCAGCAUGUCCAGGUCAGAAAACAGAUUAAACAGAGGAUUAAAAUACAGAAGGCAAAAUAACAGAAUAAACCUGCUUCAUUGGUGGUUGUGAGAUACUGUCACAUGCUGUUUUUUGGGCAUCUGCACUACUAUCUUAAUAUCUGAUUCAUGUCUGCAAUGGUAUUCCUCUGGUGCCAGUUCUGGACAUUGUGUUCCCUGGUAUUAGCUGUUCAAUGCCACUGUGAAACGUAAACAUUUUGUUUUGUCAAAGAGAAAAUCAUAUAAACUAAACAAAAAUGUUUUUUCCAAAAUUUAAGUGCUGUUUGGACUUGUCAAUAUAUAAUUCAAAGGACAAUUUGAUAUACCAUUUGACUAAAAAAUGCUUUACAUUGGUGAGGAUAACAAGUGGACUGUUCCUACAGGUUGAAGAUCUUUAAUUCAUGAGUUAAGCAUGCAUCUGUUCUGAAGAUCAUAUGUCCAUGUUUCUAAUCUUAAAUAUGGCUGCAAAAUUGAAGUUUUGACGUUUACUACAGACAAAUAUACAAUGAAAGAAACAGGGCAACUUUUCACGCCUUUAGAAAAAUACUUUUGAGAAUAAUCUUGUAGCUACAGUAUAUUUCAGGUAAUAGAUCACAAAGGGAUGGAUGUGAUGUAUAUCCAAUAGCAAGCUACAAAUUGCAUAAUCCAUAAGCCUUCUGUUUGAAGUGUGGGGAAGAGAGAGAAAGACAUACCCAUUCCUGGAUAUAUCAGAAAUAUGCUUGAUGCAUCAAUUUCUUGUAUAAAUGACCAAUUUAUCAAUAAUUAUGGAAAUCCAAGGACCAUUUUUAAACCUGGCAUUUCAGUUUUCUGGAGUGCUCUCUGCACAGUGGUGAGCUUUUCAAACAUUAAUUUCUCAUGAUAUGGGUUGGCAUCUAUUAUUAAUCCCGAGGUUACCUUUGAAAAGGUGAUAGACCUCUGCCAUAAACACAUAUUCUACUGUGGUGCAGUCAGUAGGACAAUUCCAGGACCUUAGUGGUGUGAAAUCGAAUGAUGGGAAGAAAAUAUCUAAGAUGCAAUAGUGUAUUACCUGUAUCAUCUGCUGUUGAUCGUGUCCCAUGUAGUCCAAAGCUCUUAGAGUUUUAGGAGAUGGAGGCAUCGGGUUUCAACGCGCUGCUGAAGAAGUCUUGUUACAAUGGAACCUGAGAACAAUACAUACCUCUUUCAGAGCGGACCGGGAGUGAAUGGACUACUGGUCAAACACGCUGCUUCAUCCUGAAUGGUGUUUCUCUCCAUGCUGUGUAUGAAGUAAAAUCAGAGCCUGACUGCUUUAUUAUGUGGAAUUGCAACAGCAGAGUGGUAAUUGUUUUGCAAAGUAAUCGUGGGAGUAUUACCAGUAACUUGGUUUAAUCUUACAGUGUUUUAGAAAUAACUUGAAUUGCGGGAGAGUUAUGCUGAAAAUGUUUUUUGUUGAUCACAAACACGUUUUGCAUCAUAAAUUGACAUCAUGGAAACAUAUACAGGAAUCAUAUUACUAAAUUUAAAUCUGCCUGCAUUUAGUCUUUUUUUACAGCUGAUUGAAGAAGCCUUAUAUCCAGUUGCAGUAUUUUAAAUAUUUUAUGCACUUAAAGAAGAAAAAUAAAAUCAUUUCAAAAUUAAGGACAAGGAUGUUCAUUUUGUUGUAAAAUUAGAGUUUUUUUGAUGUUGUAUCAAUUAGAAAAAUUUAAUGAAACAUCUGAAUUUUAAAUGGAAGAUAUUCUCUGUGGAAUCUGUUUUCAUUGAAGCUCAGCAACACAACUUACUUUGUCCAGAUCAACAGGAACUUACAUGAGCCCAUCUCUGUGGGAUAUGCUGAACCACUCUUAGUUUGGCUCACUCUCUUCACUCUUCCUGUUACAUAAAUUCCAUCAGCUUUCUUGAUUACAUUUGUUAUCAUCCAUGAGAUUUUAGUGAUCCAUCUGUGACCAUGACUUUUCCCCCAUCUCUAUGGUUUUUAGUUUUUGACCAUUUAGAAUGUACGUCAUCUCAUUUAGGUCCCGUCUUACUGUAUUGAACGUAGUGGUUUAUUUAUCUAGCAGCCGCAUUUUUCACCCUUUGCCCUGCAACUGCAACACACCAGCUUUAUUAAUGCCGAGAUUAAAUCCCGUCAUCCAAGCCCCAAUUUUGUUGCGAUAAGUUAACACGCCGGACUGCUUAUUGAACGUUGGUUUCUUUGUUUUUAAACACUUCUGAACUGUUUUUAUGCAGUGUGUUUCCAUUUACCUUGUAGUUAUUCAUAUGUCACUUAUGGUGUUAACCCUGGCAUUUAGUAAAUCAACAGAGAACUUUGUGAUACAUUCACAUCUCAGCGGGGCCAACAGCUCGGCUAUUCCUUGCGUGAGCAUUUAAAAUAUUUGUUUAUUCUUAAUAUAUUUUCUCCCUGGAGAUUCGUUGCUGUGUAUGGUUGCAAACUGCUACAAGUUUACUGUAAAUGUGGAAAGUGUUAAUACCUGUUGUGGUUGAAGCUGUUUUAUUUACUUCAGUUAUAGCGUGCUGCAGCUGGUUUGAUUAAGAUCAGUAUGUUAUGGAAAUUUUUUAUUAGAAGUAUUGGACUCAAUUAUAGCCUUGGUUCUAUUGUUUCAUUGGAGAGUGGGUUUGCUGUAAAGUUUUCUGAUUGCUGAGAUACGUGACAUGCACUCGCAUGAGACAAUGGAAAUGUCUUAUUAGUUUGGGUAACAUGUAUAUUGAAAUUGUUCAAACUUGGGCUAAACCAUACUAAGGACAAUGUGCAUGUCUUGUCUUUAUAAUGUGAGCAGCAAUUGUUACCAGAAUCAAGGACAUAUAACUAAUUGAAAAGAUUGGAAAAUUGUGGUUGAGUUGUGGGAUAAUGGGUUUGAGACCUUUGAUCAUGAGUUUGAUAUGGUAGUUAUAAAGGGGAGAUCAAAACUGGUGACUAUAAGAUUAGGAUAAUGCAGGGUUACUUAAUUAUGCAUAGAAUAAUGGGAAAUCAGAACUCGCUGGAACAGCACUCAACAAAAUAUUGGGGUGAUUAGCAAAAAUGGCAGUAAUGGUUAAUUAGAUAAGUACGAAAGGGAAAAAGCAAUAGAGGAACAUGUUAAUAAUGAGUUUAAGCGUUAAGAAGAUAUUAUACAUCAGCAUAGAACAUUUGGACUGAAUUGUUUGUUUCAGAGCUGUGUAUUUUAUAAUUUCACCCUGUCAGAUUACCUGAAGUCACAGUAAUGGCAUGGCUCUAAUUCUGCAUUUGGAUGUGCUGAACUGGGCUUGCACUGUGAAGUGCCAGAAAAUAAAGUCUUUUUAGUUUUGA
Molecule: messenger RNA, 3730 nt
Organism: Amblyraja radiata (thorny skate)
Lineage: Eukaryota; Metazoa; Chordata; Chondrichthyes; Rajiformes; Rajidae
Gene: dpm2
Product: dolichyl-phosphate mannosyltransferase subunit 2, regulatory
Exons: 4
Coding region: 179-433 (84 amino acids)
Biological process (GO): GPI anchor biosynthetic process; dolichol phosphate mannose biosynthetic process
Cellular component (GO): endoplasmic reticulum membrane; dolichol-phosphate-mannose synthase complex
Molecular function (GO): enzyme regulator activity
Source: RefSeq, a predicted model, not a curated record